GAGUUAGAGCGAGCGAGGUUAGAGCGAGGGAGGUGAGGGAGCGGUUGUGUUCAAACAGAGUCAGGGUCAGUAAGAGAGUGGAAUGGGAUGAGCCGGAGAUAGGGAGCGUUUGUAUCUGAGAGAGAGUGAGUGAUAAGAGAUCUAAGCAAACAUCAAUGUGGUUUUAAAAGGAUGCUAGUCUCUACAUCAAUAUAGUACACAGUUCUUCUUCUGAGGGUCUUUGAAAGAAGUAUCGACACCCUGCACUGAGAGCGAGAGAAAGAGAGAGAGAGAGAAAGAGAGUGAGAAAGAGCGAGAGAGAGAGAGAGAGACAGAGAGAACGACAUCCAGUCUACAUGACCAGUUCUUUUGGGCUCUGAGGAAAACAUCUACAGGAACGUGAGCCAUCUGCAAUCAUGGACUUUGUGAUGAAGCAGGCGUUGGGGGGGGCCACCAAGGACAUGGGUAAGAUGCUGGGGGGCGAGGAGGAGAAGGACCCCGACGCGGCCAAGAAGGAGGAGGAGCGGCAGGAGGCGCUGAGGCAGCAGGAGGACGAGAGGAAGGCCAAGCACGCCCGCAUGGAGUCGGACAGGGAGAAAGUACGGCAGACCAUCCGGGACAAGUACGGCUUGAAGAAGAAGGAGGAGAAGGAGGCGGAGGAGAAGGCGGCUAUGGAGCAGGCGUGCGAGGGCUCUCUGACACGCCCAAAGAAGGCCAUCCCAGCCGGGUGUGGAGACGAAGACGACGAAGACGAGGAGAGCAUUCUGGACACCGUGCUCAAGUUUCUGCCCGGGCCGCUGCAGGACAUGUUCAAGAAGUAGAAGCACUCUGUAUGUACGCCCAAACAAACGGCCCGACGCCCAGGGGAGCCGCUCUGGUCAAGCCUGGGCUGGGUGGAGGGGAAAGAGGGGGAUUUGAAAUAUAUAUCUAUACAAAGGGGGGGAUGGUGAGAGAGAGCUUGGGGUUCGUCGGUGCAUGGGGGAGAUGUGUGUGUUUGGUUAUUACAGGGGGAGGAUGGAAGAUGAACAGGGUUCUGCUGACGUUGGAGAUUUGGGGGACAGCGCAAAAGGUUUCUGGGAACGUAAUUAUGAAAUCUUUACUAUAGAGAUAGAGGCUACACACACUGCCUUCCUAGAAAAUUUGUAUUCGUCCUUUUUUCUUGCUUUUUUCGGUUUUGUUGUUUUUUUACUUCCAUUUUGUACAGAAAGAUGUGUGUCGCGAUGAUGAUGACGCUGACUCUUUCAGGGCACCGGCGAUGGCGCUCGGGUGAUUCUGGUGUUUCACACUUAAACAUUCCUAAAACAAAUGACACCACACAUCGGUCAGGUCAGGUGUUAAGACUGUUGAGGUCAUCUCCCAUAUGUAAGGGAUUGGCGGGGAACGGCAUGCUGGGAAAAUAAUGUUAGUCCUCUCACUUAUGGUGUGUUUUUUUAGUAGAGAAAGAAAAGAAAGAUCGAUGGGACAUUUUGAUUUUUACUUUACUGCCAAUUUUCUAUUUUUAUAGUAAUCCCUGGUGGCCGAUCCCUGUCUUGGAUGAUCGUACAAUCCACGUGCCUUCAUAUCUUCAUCUUUAGUUGAGGAUUGUCACUGAGGCUGAUACUAAGGGCGCGUGCACUUGUCACAUCACAGCUUGAGUCAGGUCUAUGGUUGUCACGCAACAUGAUGUGAUUAAUGUCUUGUUGACAGAGCAGAUUGCAUCAGCGUAGAUUUGAAAGAACACCAUCGUAGUGAAUGCUAUGUUUAGGUUCUCCUCAAAGACUUAAGAAAAGGCGUGCAGAAGCGGAAGAAUCCUUUCGAUAACCUGCUAUCUAAUAGAACUCAGACAUGGAUGGUCCAUUGUUAUUUUCAUCAAGAUAUGAAUACCUAGGCCUUCGUGUAUGCCCCUACAGGGGGGACUUCAACAAAUAUUCAGCUCUAACCCUUUAGGAAAAUGUUCGAUCCAGUUUAGCUGUUUACACUGCCAUAUUGCCAGACUUCUAAAGCUGUUUCCCAAGAUUGUGUCACCCGUUUAUGGACCAAUUUCUAUAAUCAACCACCAGGAAGGUUAGCUCAGAUUGUUGAAGAACUUUCCAACCUUCUUAUCCCGGCAAGGGAAGUUUACGAUCACUAAUCUUCUUUCCUACCUUCUUUCCUUCCUACAUUCCUUCCUAUCUUCUUACUUAACGUCAGACAUAUUUACCAUUGCAUGCGUUAGUGCUGUCCCAUGGACAAUCAAAACACAGGAUGAGGUGGCUGUAGCCAGUACUUUACAUGAUGUCAUUUCCUGUCACAUAUUAAGUACAAUGAAAAUGGUACAUUAAGCACUUGACUAACUGAUUCCUUAUAAAUUAUUUUCUUGAAGUAUAUUAUAUAUAUAUCUAUGUUUACACCUUAAUUUCAACGCAAAACAUUAUUUUCAGUUUUCCGUUGGCUUAAAACACAGCUGCAACCUUUCUUCCCAUUGGUUGGUUCCCCCGCUCUGAUGUAAAAUCAGAAUGCUAAAACAACAGACAUCCAGACCAAAGAAAUAUUAGAGAUACUGACUUAUUUCUUUAGUGAUCAGCGCCACCUAGUGUUUAGACAGAACACUGACCUCUGAACUGUGAGGUCUAUGCAAUCAAACAUGCAGUAGACUACAAAGCAGAAUAUAGGGCCAACCUAUCCAAAUACACUAAAUUGCACUCGGUACAUAAAUAAGUAUAAACAAAUAUACCAUCAUAAGUUAAUUCUGCAUUAAGCCUCAAACAAGUAUAUUGUAUCGAAGUAAGUGGAACGCCUACAUUUGUUUUUUUAAAGAGGAAAGUAAAAGUAUUUCCACGUCAUUCAAACCAUUCAGUAACGUGUUUGGUCACAUGCAAACGCUACAGAAUGAUGCACAUUUCUAUCUAGUAAACUACUUUCUAUACAUAGGAUAAUGAUCCAGUGUAUAGAGAAAGCAUGAUGCUACACCAAGUACACGAAAAGAGGUAAUGAUUCUGUAAUUAUCUGCUAACUAUCUUUAGGUGCUUAGUUGUUGGAUAAUAAAUUACCAAUACAUUAGAUUGUGAAAUAGAAUUACCUAAAUGAUGAAUAAUAUAAAAAAACAACAUAAUUAUAAGCAUUACUGUUUUUCUUCUUUUUUUUUGGUUUGGUUUUCUAACUCAGAUAGGAUCUUCUCACUAGACAAAGCCAUAAUGUUUUAAUUGCAAUAAUUAUGUUAAUUGUUUAAAAUAGUCCCUCAUUGGAGUUAAAUCUCAUGUUUGUUUAUAUGAAUAUUAUUUUUUGCAUAUCUUUUUGUAAACCCUCACUUUGGUUAUUUAUCCAACAGUAUACGCAAAGAUGAAAAGUGUCUACAUGUACUUGUAUUUGUAUUUCUAUAUCUAUAUGUAUGUACUCUACAUGUCUAUGUUUAUAUGUGUGUCUCUUUCCUACGUUCUCGUGUUGUGAGUGCAUUGGGGCUGCCCUAGUCUACGUUCCAUUGUCUUCAGAAAUGAUUCUGUGCACAGGCGGUCUGCAGUGUGGUGCCAUGUUAAAACAUGUUGAAUACAUGUGAAAUAAUUCAUCCUUCUCAUUGUACGCAUGCUAACCAAAUGCCAAAAGAUUACAAAAAUAAAACUAUAAUAUUAUAGUAUAAGUAACUUUCAUUCUAACAAUGAUAAUUUGUAAGUAUGAUAAUAAUAUAAUAAAUACUGUGUUAGAAUCUCUGUA
This is a messenger RNA of Gadus morhua (Atlantic cod), 3645 nucleotides long. It is a transcript of the gene cplx2b, whose product is annotated as complexin 2b. Gene Ontology annotation, biological process: synaptic vesicle exocytosis; neurotransmitter transport; regulation of neurotransmitter secretion. The record is from RefSeq and is a predicted model, not a curated record. The transcript is spliced from 4 exons. Gene Ontology annotation, molecular function: syntaxin binding. Gene Ontology annotation, cellular component: terminal bouton; SNARE complex. NCBI's taxonomy places the organism in Eukaryota, Metazoa, Chordata, Actinopteri, Gadiformes, Gadidae. Bases 396 to 800 code for a protein of 134 amino acids.